Amoebophrya sp. A120 is the source of this 1135-nucleotide messenger RNA. NCBI's taxonomy places the organism in Eukaryota, Dinophyceae, Syndiniales, Amoebophryaceae. The record is from the annotation of a GenBank genome assembly.
AUGAUGACGCUGCGGCGCACACCAGUACGGAGAUGUUAUAUCGCGAGUGCUUGUCGCGCGUUCUUCUGCGUCGACCCCCUCUGGUGCAGUCUAUGGAACGAUUCUGUCCUUCCUGCCGUCCGCGGCCACAUGAUGUACUUGAGAAGACUUCCUAACGGCGUCCAGCUGUAUGACCUGCAGCGAGGUGGGGCCGACGUGGAUGCGUCGGGCCAGCCGUGGUACCCGCGCAGGGGCUUGGGGCAUGUAGACGGCGAAGGGGGGAAAUUAGAUGCUGCAAGACGCGGUAGCGGUUUUGGAGAAGAUUUCAAGGCACAGAGUAACAAGUACACCAGUAGCACGAGGAAAAAUCUUCAUCCUUCCGCCUCAUAUCAGAAUAAAUUGGAGUUGUAUAGUAGGGACCUACUAGCAUGACGUGUGUAGUACAUAUUGCACAAGAAUAAAUCAUUCUGAUUAUAAUCCUGCCGGCAGAUAAUUCUGAUUGAGCACUAUGGGGAUGGCGGUGGUUCUUUUUGCCUAGGAUAACGAAGGAGUUUUGCGAACUCGACUCGGACGGCGACGGCAUGACCAAUGGCCUCGAGCUCGGCGACCCGUGUUGUGAAUGGGAUCUUGCGACGUACGGGGAUGCAACGGAUUUAUGGCCCGGCGGCCGGACCGAUCUGUCGACCUUGACGCAGCCCGGCUUGGCGGACGAGAAAAGUGUCGUGGACGCGCAAAACGCACUGUAUGGCAAGGCGGUGGUGUGCACCACGGAGACGGACCAGGGUCUCGGAGCGGCAGCCGCGGAGGGCACGGAGAGCACGCAAGAGCAGGGCGGCGGUGCGGAGAGUGGAGAUUGGGCGGACACGGGUACUAGUGGCGGAAACGAGGAGCAGGGCAGCAGCGACACCAAGGGAGGGGCCGCGGGGGCGGGCGACACAAAAUCGAAUUCCAGCUCGAAGAAUGAGGGCGGUGGCGGUUUCUUGUGCUGCUAAAGAAGUAGCAGACGUCGAAUCAUCAUAGCAUUUGACUACAUGAUAAAAACCAUGCUGCUCUCCUGACACGGGCAUGUCCAAAUACUUUUUUUCUCGAAACAUAAUUUUGGCAGUUCUUCGCACUCGAGCGACACACGCACGCAGGUAGAUUUUCAAAACUUGUU